Messenger RNA from Theileria orientalis strain Shintoku, 816 nucleotides. RefSeq lists its product as hypothetical. The transcript has a single exon. NCBI's taxonomy places the organism in Eukaryota, Apicomplexa, Aconoidasida, Piroplasmida, Theileriidae. The record is from RefSeq and is a predicted model, not a curated record. The coding region runs from base 1 to 816 and encodes 271 amino acids.
AUGGAACGAAAACUCCUCCCCUCUUUCGAUCCGGAGGAGCAGUCUGAGUGUUCCUGCUGCUGUGACGACUCGGACUACAGCGACUGUUCCUGUUGCGACUGCGAUUGCGACAGUACUUGCUCCUCCUGCUUCGACUCUCCAAAACUCCUGUACACUAACUCCAAACUGAACCGCAAGGUCCUAAAAGAGCUCCAGUACAUUGAGGAGCUGUCCAAAUCGUGUGACGGUUCCGGCGACCACGUUCUAGUAUACAACUUUAAGGACCAGAGUAAAAAAAACGUAAAAUUGCAGUCAAGUAACUUAAAUUACGCUUCACAAACCCAUUUAGGUGCAAAGGAAUGUUUCGGCGGCCCUCACUGCGCCUCGGGCCCUUCCCAUCAUCUCGAAACCCUCUCUUCUUUUCACUCGAAGCAGCUUCAGCAGGAGCUGCUUGAGAUCGAGAAGCUGCUGUGCGAAGCUAGCCUCGACUCUCAUUCCAGGGGUACCUGCCAGUCCAGCGACAGCCUCGACUCUCCUCGUUCUGAUUCUGCCUCGCAACUCAACGGCAGUGGCGCUCACUCACCUGUUGCGAGGCCCUUCAGUGACGGCUCCGGUUCUCAUCGAGCGCGGAACGCCACCUCUGGGGGCGACUCGAACGGCUUUCCCAGCGGAUUUAACACCCCCAAGCUGCGCUUCGGCGACGCCGACUACGACGAUCUGGACAAGCUCUACUCCAUGCUCGUGUCGCUCGAUUUGUACAGCUACAUGUUCGUCGUGGAGAACGUGCUGGACCAGCGCAUGAAGCUGGAGCUGUCUCAGGCGAGGGCCGCAGCUUAA